This is a messenger RNA of Lytechinus variegatus (green sea urchin), 2909 nucleotides long. RefSeq names its product NMDA receptor synaptonuclear signaling and neuronal migration factor-like (gene nsmf). Gene Ontology annotation, biological process: regulation of neuron migration; regulation of neuronal synaptic plasticity. Gene Ontology annotation, cellular component: nucleus; cytoplasm. Gene Ontology annotation, molecular function: protein binding. The record is from RefSeq and is a predicted model, not a curated record. The transcript has 15 exons. NCBI's taxonomy places the organism in Eukaryota, Metazoa, Echinodermata, Echinoidea, Temnopleuroida, Toxopneustidae. Bases 648 to 1979 code for a protein of 443 amino acids.
AGAAUGGCGCGUUUAGUUUGGGACCAUCAGGUAUUGUGUGGGAUCCUCAGUCAGUUCUAUUCAUUGAUGUGUACAAUCGCCUUAACAACGAGUAUCAAGCGAAUCGUUACACGACAAUAUACCAAUGCCCCAUGUGCAUAAGAUCAUGUAAGGCCUACAGGAAAGUAAAUUGCAGAAUAUCUUGGAUUAAUCUUGCAGAAACGGUUUCAGAUUCAAAGAAUACAGUGGAAAACAUAGCUAGUUCAUCCUCGAGAGAAAGUGUCGGCCCUGCAUGCAUUAAGACACACUUCUAAGUUGUGAAGAUCCGGUCCAGAAGAUUGACUUGUAGAAGUUCAGUCAGAAGACGUCAUUUCCAUCAUCAUGUGGUUUUUCGUAGUAAAGUGACGUCACGAAAAGGCUAGGCCGACUUGACUUUCAUGUUAUUGUUUACCAUUAUUCAUUAAUAAGGAGUUGUCCACGAUCAAUUGUUUCCACUCCUCCCAACUACAUCAACAAGAUUGGAAUAUAUGCGCACUUCGACAAGAUGAAAUCUUAUCAAGACUUUACUUCUUGACAUUUUACUUAGAAAAUACUUUUUGUGGAUUAUCAAUCCAUAAUCAAAUUAAUUUUUUUGAAAGUGUUAUUUCUAUUCGUCAAUCUUAGCCAACAUGGGGUCCGGAGCAUCUAAGAAGAAACCAGAUGUUCAGAAAAAGUUGAGUACCGUGGCAGCUUUCAGCGACGCAGGUAAACGAGCCAAGGAAAAGAGAGAACAUAAAGAAAGAGAAACGGAAUCUACAGAAACGAAUGGAAAUGAUCCAGAGAAGGGCACAUUUAUUACACAACCAGACCACGAGAAAGAGAAUAGAGGACCAGUUACCAAUGACAACAACAAGGUCGAAUCAUCAAUUCAAAAUGGCGUCACCACCACAGAACCAGAAGAAGAGGAUGAAGUUUUCGACAAGGUCACCAAAAUACAAAGUGUUUUCCGUGGAUACCAGGACAGGAAAUCAUUACAAAAACAGAAUGAAAUGGCCAUCAAAAUACAGAGGCGAUUUCGUCGUCAUCGUUCCUCGAUAUUGAGUGAUACCAGCGAAAUCCCAGAUUCAACCCCUUCGUCACCACAACCAGCUCCACCCGUACCAGAAUAUGAGAAACCAACAGUAAAAAAACUCACCAAAGAAGAACAAAUGAAGGUCCGAGCUGAAGAAAUGAAAGAAUUCCACAGAGUUUUAGCGGAACGGAAAGAGCAGCGGAGACAGAGAGCUCGUGCAUGGCGUGAUAAAGGUCCAGACACAGCAGACAAGGAAUUCAAGGUUGAAAUCGGUGAAAAGACGAAGCAAGAAUUUGGUAAUUUCCAAGACGAGAUCACUGAACUCAAAUGGUAUGCAGAGCAACAAUUAGAAAUGACGUUAUGCGGAGGAAAAGAUUACGUCCCUCCGAGAAUACUGCUCAUAUCUUCCAAAGUACCGAAGGCAGAGGUAUUAGAAGAAACGAGAAGAGAUAAGGGUGUUCUUGUUUUCCGUUACGACUUUAAUAACGACACAUUUGAAUCAAUUAUAGAUGCUAUUCGGAUAAAUUUACAAGAUUAUAAACCAGGAUGCAUGGCUCAGUCUCUAUGUCUAUACGCUCAAGGUGGGCCUGGUUACGUCUACAUGUUGAAGAAGAAGGUUCUAACGACAGCUAAGCUGAAGAAAGAAAGCGAAGCAGACCAAGUCAGGUUUUGGAAAGAGAUUGGUAAGAUGAUGAGCCGGAUACAUCCUGAGGACACAGUCAUUCAUGUUAUGGGAUGCAAUCUCCUUGGGAGUGAAAGCGGUUUACAGUUGUUUGAUGAUCUGGAAGACUUAAUGCAACCAAACAUCGUGCGAUUUGAAGCACCACUCGAACUUAGCCAAGAAGGUAAUGAGAUGAUAAAAUAUUAUUUCAAUCCCGCCAAGUACAAGCUGUGGAAGUCAACCAAGUACUCUAGAUCUGAACUCAAACUUCCUCCACCAAUGAAAUGAUGAUCACUUUAACUAUUAUGUGUUUGGAUUACAAUUACGGAUGAAUCCACAAUAAGAUUAAUCAACUUAAUGAGUGUCUCACUGAGCGAUGAAUGCUUGCGAACCCAUCGAGUUUGGAUUUUGCUAUUCUUAAAAUGUAUCAAACUAUUCGCAAAAAGGUGGCAACAAAUGUCUUAGACAAUUAAAUCAUGGCAAAAUAAGUUUGUUUUGUUUUUGUUUCUUUGUCGCAGAGAAUUUUGAACUCGUUCCAAAAAUUUCUGCAAACGGUUGCUAGCAUUUGCAAAACAUUCAUGGCAAGACAUUGCCUCUGUAUAGGGUUGCAAGACGAUGUCGAUGAAGUUCUUUUAUCAUUCACCAAUGCUAGCGACCGCAUGACUGUUGGACGUUUGCAAACACAAACUUGUUUGUGUCAAAACAGUUCGCAAUUAGAUUUUGAAUAAAAAAAAAAUCGUGUUUGCAACACUCGUCGGAAAAGAUGGUAUAUCCAAGCAUCGCUAGAGUUGCAAGCAUUGGCUUUCUAGUGGACAAUCUCAUUAGGAUAAAUCAUUUGUAUUCUGGAUCUUUCAUACAUUAAAAUUUAGCUUGAUUUCAAACCUACAAAAUUUGAAAUGUGCCAAACGCAUUACAUUGGCAUUUUUCUUGCAAUGACACUAUGCUAAGAUAUUGGAAUAUGCUUUUUCAAACCUAGGUGUGUCACUGUUUAGUAAAUAACUGCAUUGAGUCUUUAAAAACUUGAUUUACAUUUGAAAAACCUAUAUGGGAGGUUCUUAUACUUCAGAAUGCCUUUAAGAUUAAGACAAUUUUUUCUGAUUUCAUUGUAUGUUAUAGAUUGCCAUACAUUCCCUUUUGCAUUUUCAGGACAUACUGUUAAAGGGGAAGUUCACCCUGACAAAAAGUUUAUCGUAAAAAUAGCAGAAAAAAUAAUGAAAA